This is a messenger RNA of Symbiodinium natans, 405 nucleotides long. Lineage: Eukaryota; Dinophyceae; Suessiales; Symbiodiniaceae. The record is from the annotation of a GenBank genome assembly.
AUGCCCUUCAUCCGCACCUUGCCAGACGGCAUCCAUACCCAUGUCGACAGAGAUGGCAGCAACAUCAGCUUCGGCCAGAAGCAACUCAUCAGCCUGGCUCGCAUGGUGAUUCGCCAGCCGCCGGUCCUUCUCCUGGAUGAGUGCACAUCGGCUCUGGACCCGGUCACCCAGGAGGCAGUGCAGAAGAGCAUCUUCCGCGACUUCCCCAGGACCACGAUCAUUGCCGUGGCACAUCAUCUUGAAACAAUCCUGGGCUUUGAGCAGAUCUGCGUUUUCCAUCAAGGGCACGUCGUCGAGAAAGGCACCGUGCGAGAACUCCGGUCGGCGGGCGGCGCGUUUGCAAAGAUGCUGCAGGCCAAAAGGAUGACGAAGCCUCGUCAUGAUCUGAAGCCUCCGACGGCCUAA